This is a messenger RNA of Theileria annulata, 1323 nucleotides long. RefSeq lists its product as uncharacterized. Bases 1 to 1323 code for a protein of 440 amino acids. Gene Ontology annotation, cellular component: checkpoint clamp complex. The transcript is spliced from 10 exons. NCBI's taxonomy places the organism in Eukaryota, Apicomplexa, Aconoidasida, Piroplasmida, Theileriidae. The record is from RefSeq and is a predicted model, not a curated record. Gene Ontology annotation, biological process: cellular response to ionizing radiation; DNA replication checkpoint signaling; mitotic intra-S DNA damage checkpoint signaling.
AUGGAAUAUGAACUGAACGGAUUCAAUGCCCUCAUUUUAAAGAAAACAAUAUUAUUAUUCAGACACAUUUCUCAAGAUUUGCAAAUAAUAGCAAGUGAAAAUGGACUAAAUUUAUACGCACUUGACCAAUCCAACUCCGUUUGGCUACACAUUCAAUUAGGAAGGAAUUUUUUCGAAAGAAUACAAUAUAGAAAUACAGAAUCUUCAGAUUCUGAUCCAUCUUCCAAAGUUAAACACUGGUUCGUGUCAACCAAACAACUCUGUCAGUCACUUUCAAUUAUAAUUCCACCUACACAGAAAAAAUCGCCAUUUGACGCAAUUCUAAUAAAGGAUUUACACAAUCACGAGAAUUUGAAAAGCUCAUUCGGGCUAGACAGAUUAAUCAUAAAGGAGUAUCAAGAAAGCGUAGAUUUCCUAUCGCUUAUAUUUGUUUGUUCUAAUAAGAAUAUCAUUAGGUCAGCUACGAUUGGAUUUCAGGAAUAUAAACUGAGCAUUCCAGACGAUUUGGGAUGGUCUAACUGGCACUAUCUUAGAAUAUCCCCAACAGUUUUCUAUAAAUCUAUAAGCCCAUUCAGCUCACAAUACAAUGAUCUCUCAAUAACAUAUAAUGAUUCUAAAGAGGAUUUAUUGCUUAACGUUAUUAAUAAUACAUCUAAACUGACAAAAAACAAGAAUAGGAAGAGGAUUGUCUCAGGAAAUGUGCUAAUAAAUAGCCGCCACUUCCAUAAACUCGACCUGGACGACGACUUGACUUACCCCAGUGAUAUCACAAUCUCCAUUAAAGAAUUCUUAUCGCUACUUUCAUUCUGCGAAUCAGUGAAGUGUCCAUUGUCCAUAAUACUGAGAAAUCCAGGAGACCCAGUAAUAGCGCUGUUUGGAGGCUCAGUUGAUGCGUGCGAAUCUGUGACAACUAACUUGAACAUCCAUAACAUCGUUUAUAAUGGAUGUAACGAGUCUAAAAUAGAAACGCCAGAGACUAAAAUAAUCAAUGAUAACAUUUCGCUCAGCGGAUCACUGUGGAUUAGUUCAUUCAAGGCAGAAAAAACAUCUCAGACUACAAACGAGGAACAAAGGGAUGAAUUGAAUGUUAAGGAAGUCGAUUUGUUUCAACCAGAAUUCUCUCCCCAGCAAAAGGCUCCUGAACCUAAACCCAGUAAACCUAAAUAUACAGACGAAGAAUUGGACGAAAUUUACAAUACUUUACUAAAAGAUUUUGUAACUGAUAAUACAAAGGAAAACACAGUUAAUAAAGAUAAAACAGGUAUAUUCAACACUUAUAUCUCAUUUAACCUUAAUUUCAACAGGAGUGAUAUCACUUUUUGA